Messenger RNA from Strongyloides ratti, 111 nucleotides. RefSeq names its product Immunoglobulin-like domain and Immunoglobulin-like fold domain-containing protein. The annotation marks the transcript as partial. Lineage: Eukaryota; Metazoa; Nematoda; Chromadorea; Rhabditida; Strongyloididae. The record is from RefSeq and is a predicted model, not a curated record. The transcript has a single exon.
AUGGCAGAAUUUUAUUGUGAAACACAUGGUAAACCAAAACCUAGAAUAUAUUGGAGAAAAUCCGGUGAUAAACAAAUUAUACAUGAAGGUUCAAAUUUUACAAUCAAAAAU